Porites evermanni is the source of this 2837-nucleotide messenger RNA. The record is from the annotation of a GenBank genome assembly. Lineage: Eukaryota; Metazoa; Cnidaria; Anthozoa; Scleractinia; Poritidae.
AUGUCUGACUACUUAAAAAAAUUUCUUGUAAUUCAGCCUGGAGACUGGCCUGCGCAGUUUUACAGUAGACAGAUUAUUUACGAAACGCUGCAAAAAUACUAUCGAUCCUCCCCCGAUACACUUCAUGGUACAGCCAUUCCUACGGAUCAUGAAUAUACAACACCAUUUAAUUCUGGAUAUCGUCAGUGGGCAACCGCCGAAGAAAGUCCUGCACACAUCAAUAGUCUGCCUGCUAUCUUAUCUCUUAUUCCAUGUAUAGGUCCUCUUCACAUCUCUCUGAACGGCAGAGAAACAGUAUUUAAAGAUUUUGUGGGCUUCUUUGAAAAUAUUUACAAUAAUCUUUUUCCCAGAAGCAAGUUGCCAAAAACUCCCAGGCCAUGGCGCAUUAGUCUUAUUCUUGAAGUCGUUUUUGGAGGCUGGCUGUUUAUCACGGAAGCUGUGAAAGAAAAAUUCAAAGUUUGUAAAGACAUAGAGUACAUGACAUUGCUAAACUUAUUAGACAAUUACAUACCACUUGUUCUGACAAUUUACAGCACAUCUUUCAAGCUAAACAACUUCUUUGAAUACUUCAAUGCAAUGAUACGAAUAUGGACUAUGUUCAUGUGUCUCGAGCGGCAUCAUUAUGACAAGGCUCCUCUUGUGUGGAUAGCGAUGUGUACUUACUGGGGGAUAAAUAACCCUCACCUAUAUCUCAUACUUCGUUUGUUUUUAGUUAUUUUUGAUGAGUACCCUGUGGAAAAUGCCCAUAGCAUCAUUAGAUCAAAGACAAGUGACAGUGACACAAUUGAACAGAUGCAGCAGAAAGCAAAGGCUUCAUUUCAAUCAAAAGCAGCGCAGUAUUCACUUAAAUCUUAUUUUCCCCCUCCUUCUAGCUUUACCUUCAGUGCUAACCAGCUGAAAUAUCUAAAAAUGAAGUGUGCAGCAUUAAUUUCUUCAAUAUUCAUAAAGAUAGCCCAUAAUCCGGGAAAAGGGCAAUUCAGAGGCAAGGGGAAAAACCUGAGGGUGGUUUUGCCAAGAAUCUUUGGACCAGACCCUGUUAAAACCAAAAUACUUCCUCUAGGCUAUUGCUCUGAGAUUAAGCCUGAUCCCGACAGCAUAUGCGACAUGCCAGGUUGUACUGUAACAAAUGAUGCUGAGUGGGUUCUCCUUGAAGGAUGCUCUCACUCAUUUCACCUCACUUGCCUCUCAGAAAUCCAACACUGCCCAUUGUGCCAAAAAUUUAUACAGCAAAAAGCAGAUAGCCUGGGAACCACAGCAAAGAAUGCAAUCCUCAACCCCAAAAACAGAAACACAGAGAAAAACAAAGGCAGUGAUUCAGUAACACCACAAGAUGAAUCUAACUUGCUUGACACAUCAAAGGAACCUACAUGUAAUGUAUCUAACAGUGAAAUAAAGGAUUUGGAUGCCAAUAUUACUUACUUGAUCAAUCAAAUAUCUACCUUAUCACCUAUGGCCCCUCCAUCACAAAGGAAACACUCUAAACAACAGCAACCCACUACAGUUACUAAACCGCCCCACUGUAAGAAGUGCGGCCAUCUAGUCAAAGGGCAUAAAAGACCAAAAGGAAAUCAAGUUAAGUGUGAGCAGUGUCCUGGGGGUAUAUGUAUAUCUACUGAUGCUGAUAGAUGCAAUUGUAACUUUGAGUGGCACAGUACAGACACAUCGCAACAACUUCACUCAAUCACUAACCAGCAAGUGUUACAAACACCCACUAAUCAACUAGCUCUUCACGUCACACUCCAUGGCAGUGUNCUGUAAGAAGUGCGGCCAUCUAGUCAAAGGGCAUAAAAGACCAAAAGGAAAUCAAGUUAAGUGUGAGCAGUGUCCUGGGGGUAUAUGUAUAUCUACUGAUGCUGAUAGAUGCAAUUGUAACUUUGAGUGGCACAGUACAGACACAUCGCAACAACUUCACUCAAUCACUAACCAGCAAGUGUUACAAACACCCACUAAUCAACUAGCUCUUCACGUCACACUCCAUGGCAGUGUUAAAGAAUGGUUAUUACCACCUCAAAUUUGUCAGUCUAUGAUUUUUGGUGUUCCAAUAGGAAGUAAUGCGUGUACCAUCAUAGCAACAAUUGGGGCAAGCAAAUUCCUUUCUGGAGAGCUAAUAAUGCCUACAAAUGAUGAAAACGUUCUCCGAACUGUGUCAGCAUUUGCUGGUAUCAUCAAGUGUGGUAACAUUAUGUACAGGCAAAUCAACUUACCACCAGGCCAAGUUAACCUUGACAUUAGAGAAGCUAUAGCCACAAGGAGUGACCAGUUCUCCUUACUGAUCACAGAAGACAUUGGCAUAUUUUCAACUGAAUUUCUACAAAGUAAAAUGCAGGAAAUUGUUCAGAUAUCAGAGGACACAUGUACAAUAUCAAUUGUUCCACCCGACAAGUCUAUACUUAUUUGCUUUGACCAUACACAGAGAAUAAUGGCUUUAUUUUAGAGUCAUAAACACCAAGGAUAUGGUGGUCUGAUUGCUGUAGGGUGUUAUGAUGAUAUCAGAAGAUUUAUUAUGUAUAUUGAGCACAUGAUUGCUCGGGACUGGCAGACCAGAAUUCCUGGUACAAAUAUGACUGUUCUCAAGACAAGAAGUGUAAAUUUAUAACUAUCCAUUGACAUCAAGUAAUGGCAAAUUGCAGUUGAAAAACGAUUUUUUGGCCCCAUAAGAAAUAUAUUUCUGAAAAAUACAUUAAUCGCUGGUUAAUUUAACACCAUAUUUAAUUUGGGGAGAAAGGCUAGAUUUUGAGUUUUGCAGCCAAAUACUAUGUAAAUUACUGUAAUAAAUUGUAAAGGAAUAGUGUAGCAGCAGAAAGCAUUAAAAAAUUUCACAUUUGAGGUUGAUUGCA